Molecule: messenger RNA, 1681 nt
Organism: Fusarium redolens
Lineage: Eukaryota; Fungi; Ascomycota; Sordariomycetes; Hypocreales; Nectriaceae
Product: GTP cyclohydrolase II-domain-containing protein
Exons: 1
Coding region: 480-1616 (378 amino acids)
Biological process (GO): riboflavin biosynthetic process
Molecular function (GO): GTP cyclohydrolase II activity
Source: RefSeq, a predicted model, not a curated record
ACAUUAGACAAGCAUUUAUUGAGAAUUAUUUCUCUUAUUAUUUUGCGGAGAUAACCUGAUGUCAUUGCGUUUAUGAAGACAUAAUCGCAGAACUAUCACUGAUACAAUCAGGGUCCAAUCCCGCGGCGACUUUGUCAUGAGCGCGCGCGAUGGAAAUGUCGUAGAAACCGAUGACUAAUGAGACCAACCCCAUUUUGUACCCUUGAAUUCAAGCAACCCCACCAUUCUAUCAAGUCAUGGUUCCGCAAACUAUCGCCAUACACAGAAUUACACUACUCAAUCAAUUGCUUCAACACAACAGGCUACACACGACCACUCUGUAUACCCAAUUACCUCUCACCGGCUCUCUGUAACCACGACUUGAACUCCCACCGAUCGAUGCGCAUUUAGCGAACCGCUCCGUCCGAGUUUGCGACACUUGAAACCGAAUCCCCCAAAACCCGAUCGCGGCGCUGUCCUUGCCCGCCUCAAGCCAGAACAUGCCGUCUGAUACCAUGACAGGCUCACCGGCGGGCUCCAGCUCAGCUCUGCCAUCCUUCUACUCUCCCAAGACAGAGGCAGCUGAUGCUUCUACCUCGCACAACGAACAAUCCCUUGAGCAAUCUAUAGACUCAUUAUCACUCUCCCCCGCUCCCUCCACUCCCGCCUCCGCUUCCGUCUCCGCCCACCCCGAUCCCGAGACGCCGAUCGGCCAAGAACCUCCGCCUUCACUGCUCUCGCCAUCAUUCACACCUCCCUCUACGCCCGGUACUUCGACACCGUCGACUGCCGGUCUUCGCGGUGUUCCUGUCGAUAGCUCCAUUCCUUCCGGAGGAUGCGGAUCCAAGAAACCCAAGCUCCUCCAGACUCUCCCGGAGGUUGAGUGCAUUGUUCGUGCCCGUAUUCCCACGGUAGCGGGCACAGAGAUGUUUUUGCACUUGUACACCAAUAAUGUGGAUAACAAGGAACAUCUCGCUAUUGUAUUUGGCAACAAUAUCCGAAGUAAGAGUCUAGAUGCUGUUCGAGAGGGCGAAACCGAGAUGGACCGCAUGGUGCGCGGCGCAUACACAGGCAGACUGUUCCCCGGUCGCACAACCAGUGGUAUCGAAUCAGCAGCGCCUCAAGAGCAACAGCCACCGCAGCCGUCAGACCAGCCUCCCCUGGUGAGAAUUCACUCCGAGUGCUACACAGGUGAGACAGCAUGGUCAGCGCGAUGCGACUGCGGCGAGCAGCUCGACGAAGCAGCUCGUCUGAUGAGUCUGCCUGGUAACAAGGCUGGUGGCAUUAUUAUUUACCUACGACAAGAAGGUCGUGGAAUUGGUCUUGGCGAGAAGCUCAAGGCGUAUAAUCUUCAGGAUUUGGGAUCUGAUACUGUUGAAGCGAAUUUGUUGUUGAGACAUCCUGCUGAUGCUCGAAGCUAUGGUUUGGCUACGGCUAUGUUGCUUGAUCUUGGACAGCCUGAGGUUCGAUUGUUGACCAACAAUCCUGAUAAGAUUCGCGCGGUUGAGGGCCCUAAUAGGGAGGUUGUGGUUAGGGAGCGCGUUGCUAUGGUUCCUCUGUCCUGGAAAGGUCGGGGAGGGUUCAGGAGUCAAGAGGUGGAGGGCUAUCUCAAGACCAAGGUAUGUUGCAACUACUAAAUCACGUCUUCAUUUGUGGACUAUCGACUAACAUUGAAUGAUAGAUCGAGAAGAUGGGUCACAUG